ACAAACAUCUCAUCUACAAACAUCUCAACUACAAACAUCUCAUCUACAAACAUCUCAUCUACAAAAAUCUCAUCUACAAACAUCUCAUCUACAAACAUCUCAACUACAAACAUCUCAUCUACAAACAUCUCAUCUACAAAAAUCUCAUCUACAAACAUCUCAUCUACAAACAUCUCAACUACAAACAUCUCAUCUACAAACAUCUCAUCUACAAACAUCUCAUCUACAAACAUCUCAACUACAAACAUCUCAUCUACAAACAUCUCAUCUACAAACAUCUCAUCUACAAACAUCUACUCUACAAACAUCUCUACAAACAUCUCAUCUACAAACAUCUCAUCUACAAACAUCUCAACUACAAACAUCUCAUCUACAAAUAUCUCAUCUACAAAUAUCUCAACUACAAACAUCUCAUCUACAAACAUCUCAUCUACAAAUAUUUCAACUACAAACAUCUCAUCUACAAACAUCUCAUCUACAAACAUCUCAACUACAAACAUCUCAACUACAAACAUCUCAUCUACAAAUAUCUCAUCUACAAAUAUCUCAACUACAAACAUCUCAUCUACAAAUAUCUCAUCUACAAAUAUCUCAUCUACAAACAUCUCAGCUACAAACAUCUCAUCUACAAACAUCUCAGCUACAAACAUCAAUAAAUAA
Messenger RNA from Saccostrea cuccullata (small rock oyster), 660 nucleotides. RefSeq names its product ras guanine nucleotide exchange factor Q-like. The record is from RefSeq and is a predicted model, not a curated record. The annotation marks the transcript as partial. The transcript is spliced from 2 exons. Lineage: Eukaryota; Metazoa; Mollusca; Bivalvia; Ostreida; Ostreidae.